AUGAAGUCGUGGUGGGCGGCCAAUUCAGCGUGCGCGCGGCUGCCCGCCGACACUGCGCUCACCGGUGUCUCGGAGAUGGUGUCGCUGUUUUCCAGCAGUCGGUCCAAGGUGGAGCAGUCGGCCCGCGUGGUGGCCAGCGACUUGGAGCGCCUGGAGGCCCGCACUAGGGAUAUUUAUGAUGCCCACGUGCAGGCUUACAAUGAGCUGCGGGCUCAGCACCAGGCGGCCGAUGGCCAAGUUCCCGGGCUCCAAGCCCGGCUGGGAGGAGUCGCUGUGGAGCGGGACGCCCUGCGUGACGCAGGCGACCGGCUCCAGGAGCAACUGAACGGCUCCGAGAUGAGAAAUCCACACGAGCGCUGCUCGAGGAAGAAGUUCGUCAGGCAGGCAAAAAGUGCUUCUAAUAAUAAGAAAGCACGCACGCCUUAUGCUGAUAGUUCAAGCAGUUCCGGCGGUGAUUAUCCUAUUCAGUCGUCAGAGAGUGAAGGGUCAGAUGAAUGCCCAAGGCCAAGGGAUCGCUGGGGGCGUUGUGGGAAACAAGUAAAGACCGCCGCAGUGUCUUCUCUGGUUGAGGAAUUGCCAGAAGGUAAUCCAUCUGAUGAGCCCGUGGAACCGGAUGAUCAGAUGCCUUCCAAGGAUUAUGUCUUACAUCGCAAAAAAGAGAAGAAUUAUGUCUUACAAGGGAAGUUGGAUCUUACAGCCGCACAGAAGGCAAAAAUAGAUGCGAUUGAUGAGAAAAUUCGACCUAAAAUCCCCAUGCUUGUGGUAAGGAUGAAGAAGACCAAUGUGAAACUAUACUCUGAUCUGAGAGGAAGAAAAAUAUAUCCUAGCUGUCAGAGGGGUAGCUCAAGGGAUCAUCGAAAUACUGCAAAAAAGGCUGCAAAAUCCACUUCCUUUGAGAAAUCAGGAGAAGAAAGUCCUUUAGAAUACAAUUCUGUCAAGUCCGAUGAUCGUCAAACAUCUCGAGGACAUAAUUAUGCGCUGUCACUUGGGAGUUGUCUAUCUGGAGCACAAUAUGCGAAAGUGAUUGCACUUAAGGAGAGAAUUCAACCCGAGACUGCUGUAUACGUUGAUGUUAUGAAUCAGCGUGCUGUUGAACUACCUAGUCCUCUACUGAUCAUUCCCGAGGAACAUGCAAUUGCACACUUUCCAAAUGAAAGUGUGACUAUCACACUUGAAGCGCCAGACAAGAAGAGCAAGAAGUGGCAUCCCAGAUUCUACAUGACAGAAGAUAGAAGUGAGUGCAUGCUUAUAGGGCAUUGGUUAGACUUUGUCUGUGACAACAAUGUGCAGGAAGGGGAUAUCUGCAUCUUCAUACCGGAAAAGGGUGGGAUGAGAUCCAAGUUUACAGUCCAUCUACUUCGUGGAGAAACAAGUCAUUCGGGAGAUGGAACUGGUGGUGUUCAAGUGGCUGGCUCAGACGAGGGUAAAACAAAUACAAAGUACCUUACAAAACAUUUUAUUUGCAGGAGAAAAUGCUUCCUCGGAAGCAACGUGCAUAGGGUUUCUCAUGAACCUCUGGAGAGAAAUAACUCUGAUGGUUUUAUUCAAAAAAGAAAGAAGUCUAAUGGUCUUGUGCCUCCUUACAUUCUACCAGCCAUGACCCAUCUAUCUCCAUCUCAGGAGAACAUUGUUGAAGCGAAAGUGCAAGCCAUCCAAUCUGAAGUUCCCAUUUACGUAUCAAUCAUGAAAAAGAGAUGCAUCAGUGCCAUUAAGCACAACAUGCUAGAAUUAGGCUCCCGGUAUGCUGCUGCCGCACAUCUUCCACCUAAAAAUCAAAAUGUGCUCCAGUGCAUGGGUCGGAUAUGGAACACCGAAAUGGUGGUGCAUCGAAAUGGAAAAAGGUGUUUCCUUAGUGGAGGCUGGUCCAAAUUUGUACAUGACAACGAUCUGCAAAUCGGCGAUAUUUGUCUGUUUGAACUGAAGAAGAACAAGAGGAAGCUUACCAUGAAGGUCCAUAUCAUUCCCAGCAAGCAGUGCUAACCUGGUAGA
Hordeum vulgare subsp. vulgare (domesticated barley) is the source of this 1989-nucleotide messenger RNA. Its product is annotated as B3 domain-containing protein Os03g0619600-like. Lineage: Eukaryota; Viridiplantae; Streptophyta; Magnoliopsida; Poales; Poaceae. Gene Ontology annotation, molecular function: DNA binding. Bases 1 to 1980 code for a protein of 659 amino acids. The record is from RefSeq and is a predicted model, not a curated record. The transcript has 10 exons.